Lasiodiplodia theobromae is the source of this 687-nucleotide messenger RNA. RefSeq lists its product as uncharacterized. Lineage: Eukaryota; Fungi; Ascomycota; Dothideomycetes; Botryosphaeriales; Botryosphaeriaceae. The record is from RefSeq and is a predicted model, not a curated record. The transcript has a single exon. Bases 1 to 687 code for a protein of 228 amino acids.
AUGUCUCCUUCCAUACACUGGUGUCCGUUCUGCGGGGUGAAGUUGUAUAAGAGCAAGGGAAACCUCAACAACCACAUCGAGCAACAUCAUGAACCCCAGAAGCACUACCACUGCAACGAAUGUAACGGAUCAUGGACCACGGCACUGGGUUACUCUCGCCAUACCAAAAAAGUCGGCUGCUCAGGCUGCCACCUCGAGACAAGACACCACGAAUCCAAGAAGAGCCUUUACGCCUGUGGCGUGUGCGCUAGAGCCUUUGACGACUUCGGUCUUCGCCAGGACCACCUCUUCACUCACCAACAGAGUGGGGUGGGAAAGGCAUCGUGGGACAUGAACAAUGUCAUGCUCGGCUUGCUCUCCCACUCCUCAAUCGUCGGACCAUGGAAUGCUGCGGUUCAGAGGAAGUCCAACAACUACCCCAGUCCUCAAUGGCAACCCCGCUGGGACUGGAGCAAUCCGCAAGCGGGCGAAGCUCUCGCAGCACUUGAGCACAUGCGUUUCGACAAUCGGGGGGACCUCGACCGAAUCCUAGACAAUGUCAUGUCGGCGUUGACCUCCGCGAGUGAGCAACAGCUCCAUGGAACCGGCUACGACGCGUUGCUGAAUAUCGACACGGAAAUGGACUUCGGGGCCCUUUCGGAAGAAGAUUUCGUAAAUUACUUGCGUCAGCUUGAGAGCAACCUAUAG